UAUUCUCUCUGCUAACUUUGCCAAACUUGGUCAAGAAAUUGACGAUGUGAUUACCUCUGGCACAGACUUAGUGCAUUUUGACGUGAUGGAUAACCAUUAUGUGCCUAACUUAACGAUUGGCCCAUUGGUCUGCGAGGCGAUUCGUGAAGUUUCAAAAAAAGUAGGCGCGCUGAUUGAUGUGCAUUUAAUGGUGAAGCCAGUUGACCGUAUUAUUCCUGACUUUGCAAAAGCAGGCGCUAAUAUUAUUACUUUUCACCCAGAGGCUUCAGAGCAUAUUGACCGUAGCUUGGCGAUGGUACGCGAUUUAGGCUGCAAAUCUGGCUUAGUAUUUAAUCCCGCGACACCGCUUAACUACCUAGAUCACGUGAUGGAUAAAGUAGAUAUGAUUUUACUGAUGUCGGUGAACCCUGGCUUUGGCGGUCAAAAAUUUAUUCCAGAAACUCUAGAGAAACUAAAGUUAGCUCGCGCACGUAUUGACGCGUAUUACCAAAAAACAGGCCGCCAAAUUUGGUUAGAAGUAGAUGGCGGCGUAAACGCACAAAACAUCAUUGAAAUUGCGCGUGCAGGUGCAGAUACUUUUGUAGCGGGUAAUGCGAUAUUUACCAAAGGGCUUGAUACUGAUAAAAACCGCUACAAUACUGUGGUGGGUGAAAUGCGUGCAGCACUGGCAACUGUGAUGUCGCAGUUUCGUGUUAAAGCCGUCAUGUUUGACCUUGACGGCACUUUAAUAGACACUGCGCCUGAAAUUGCUUUUGCUGCUAACCAAACACUGGCAGAUUUAAAUCUGCCAGUAUUGCCUAAAGAGCAAGUGACAAACUACAUAGGUGAUGGCGCACAAGUCUUAAUUAAGCGUUGUUUAACUGGUAGGUUAAACGCAGAGCCAGAUGGUGAGAUGUUUGAGCAGGCGCAACAUUUGUUUUUUGCGCAUUAUGCCAAUAACGUGAAGCAAAGCAGACCGUUUGAUGGUGUACUGGAAGGCUUGCAAACAGUUUGGCGGCGUGGUUUUAAGUUGGCAUGUGUGACCAAUAAGCCAGAAAAAUUUACUUUGCCUUUGUUGGUGCAAAGUGGUUUGGCGGAUUUUUUUGAUUGUGUGGUGUCUGGCGAUAGUUUAGAGAAAAAGAAGCCUCACCCAAUGCAACUGCAACAUAUUUGCCAAAAGCUAGAUGUUCCUGAGUAUGAGGCAAUGCUAGUCGGAAAAAUCAUGCUACAAACCAUAUCAAAAACAGAAUUUGAUGCAUUAGCUAAACAAGGCUACAACCGCAUUCCAUUGGUGCUAGAAACCUUUGCAGAUCUUGACACGCCGCUUUCACUUUACUUAAAACUCGCGAAUACCCCGUUUUCAUAUUUACUUGAAAGUGUGCAAGGUGGUGAGCGCUUUGGGCGAUAUUCUAUUAUCGGCUUGCCUGCAAAAACGCGGAUUGUGGCACUUGGCUUUAACGUCAAGGUGAUACAAGAUAACGUAGAGAUUGAAACUGCCGAAAACGUCAACCCACUGGAUUUUGUAAAGCAAUAUCAAGCACGCUUUAAAACCCCGCCCUAUCAAGGUUUACCGCGGUUUACAGGUGGGCUAGCAGGAUAUUUUGGCUAUGAAACCAUUCGUUAUAUUGAAAAGCGCUUAAGUAAAACUGCCAAGCCAGAUGCCAUUAAUACACCUGACAUGCUACUAAUGGUGUCUGAAGAAAUUGCCGUAGUAGAUAAUUUAAGUGGCAAACUUUAUUUUAUUGUUUAUGCAAACGCUACAGAGACUGAUGCUUAUGAAAACGCGCAUAUUCGCUUAAAAGAGUUAGUAGGGCUGUUGCGUAAAACCGUUGCAAUACCACAAGCGAAUGCUAGCGCAAAAUCUCUGGCAACAUCCGAGUUUGGUGAAGAAAAUUUUAAAGCCGCUGUUAAAAAGGCUCAGACCUACAUUUUAGAGGGCGACAUCAUGCAAGUGGUGCUUUCGCAACGUAUGAGCCAGCCCUUUGAUGCGCCACCGCUCUCGCUUUAUCGCGCAUUACGUAGUUUAAACCCAUCGCCCUAUAUGUUUUAUUACGAUAUGGGAGAUCACCAUGUGGUUGGCGCAUCGCCCGAGAUUUUAGUUCGUUUAGAAGAUGGUACAGUGACUUCACGCCCCAUUGCUGGUACUCGCCCGCGUGGCAAAACCCGUGAGCAAGAUUUAGCACUGGCUGAAGAGUUGUUAGCUGAUCCAAAAGAGCGCGCUGAGCAUGUGCAACUGAUGGAUUUGGGUCGUAACGAUGUAGGUCGCGUCGCGCAAACUGGUACCGUUAAAGUCACAGAUAACAUGAUGAUUGAGCGUUAUAGCCAUGUUAUGCAUAUUGUGAGCAAUGUUGAAGGUAAGCUCAAACCGAAUAUGGAUGCUAUUGAUGUGCUUAAGGCAACAUUCCCCGCGGGCACUGUUAGCGGUGCGCCAAAAGUGCGUGCGAUGGAAAUUAUUGAUGAAUUAGAGCCUAGCAAGCGUGGUAUUUAUGCGGGUGCAGUUGGCUAUUUAGGUUUUAAUGGCGAUAUGGAUGUGGCGAUUGCAAUUCGCACAGGCGUUAUUAAAAAUAAAACACUGUUUGUACAAGCUGGCGCAGGUAUUGUGGCUGAUUCUAUUCCACAGUCAGAAUGGGAUGAAACUCAAAACAAAGCUAAGGCGGUACUACGCGCAGCUGAAAUAGUGCAGGCCGGUUUAGAUAGUGAAGGGGCAGAA
Darwinula stevensoni is the source of this 2689-nucleotide messenger RNA. Lineage: Eukaryota; Metazoa; Arthropoda; Ostracoda; Podocopida; Darwinulidae. The record is from the annotation of a GenBank genome assembly.